ACCUAUUUUUGCUGUGUUGAACGAAUCAAAGCAUUCCUACGGCAACGCCACUUGGACAAAUUGUAUUAUAUAGCAAAUCGCGCUUUUGCCGGUACAGCGUCUGAGUGAGAGGUCGAAGCAGCAGCAGCUGAAGUACUCUUCUCCUUCCACGGGAAGACGUGGACUCCCUCCACGACACUCGUAAACAAGGCAGGGCUCGCGUCAUUUUAAUCGCCUUUUUCAAGAAAAAAAGUCGACGCUCCUGAGCGAGUGGAUGUUGGUUGAAGUUGCCCAGGGUGCUCUUCUGGACUAGUUUUUCUUCACCCCCAACUCCGUUUUCCUGUUUUUCUUUUCUUAUUUUUGGAGAUAUAUCUUUUUUUUAACGUCACCAUCCAAGAGCCCUCACCUAGUGGUUUACAUGGUCUACAUUCAGACAGCACCCGCUGACGGACUUUGGCCUCGCACCUCCACUACAUCGUACGAGGAAACAUGAGCUCAGCCAAGGCCAGUGGGAGCAAAGUACCCAGCAAGGUAGCCCGGCCACUGGCCACCGGCAUCCCCAAGACCAACCCGGGCACAGGAAGUAAAGCUGCCUUGGCCGACAAAUCUGCCGCCAGCACGGAUGACAACCACGAUGCCGGGGACAGUUUCCAGAUUGGCGAGCGCGUCUGGGUGAACGGAACCAAACCGGGCUACGUCCAGUUUUUGGGAGAGACCCAGUUCGCCCCGGGGCAGUGGGCAGGCAUCGUUCUGGAUGAGCCAAUCGGGAAGAACGACGGCUCGGUGGCGGGCGUGCGCUACUUUGAGUGCGAUGCCCUGCGAGGGAUCUUCACCCGCCCAUCCAAGCUGUCGCGCACCGAGGGCGAAGGGGACGGCGCCCAGACGGCGCCGCCCUCUCGCACCGCCUCGCCCACCCGGUCCGUGGCCAGCGUGGCCUCCCACACUACCGCCAUCAAGUCCGCGCCGGCCAAGAAGGCCUCUGCUGCGGCCUCAUCCGCGACGCCGGCCGCUCAGUCUUCCAACCUGGCUCGCACCAACAGCGAGUCCAUUUCCAACUUGUCAGAGAGCGGCUCGGUCAAGAAAGGAGAGCGGGAACUGAAGAUGGGCGACCGGGUGUUGGUCGGUGGAACCAAGGCAGGAGUGGUGCGCUUUAUCGGAGAUACGGAUUUCGCAAAAGGCGAGUGGUGCGGUGUGGAGCUGGACGAGCCCUUGGGGAAGAACGAUGGUGCGGUGGCAGGCACGCGGUACUUCCAGUGCCAGCCCAGGUACGGCUUGUUUGCGCCAGUGCACAAGGUCACGCGCAUCGGCUUCCCCUCCACCACGCCGGCCAAGGCCAAGGCGGCGGCUCGCAAGGCUGCUGCCACGCCGGGCGGCCUGAAGCGAAGCCCCAGCGCCUCCUCAAUCAGCACCAUGAGUUCCGUGGCCUCCUCUGUCAGCGCCAAGCCGAGCCGCACUGGCCUGCUGACAGAGACGUCGUCACGGUACAACCGCAAGAUCUCGGGCACCACAGCUCUGCAGGAGGCUCUGAAAGAGAAGCAGCAGCACAUCGAGCAGCUCAUGGUGGAGAGGGACAUGGAGAAGGCCGAGGUGGCCAAAGCCACCAGCCACGCCGGGGAGAUGGAGCAGGAAAUCACCCUGCUCAGGGACGACCAGGAGCAGAUGGAGGCCAAGAUGGAUCAGUUACGUGCCUUGGUGGAGGCAGCCGACAAAGACAAAGUUGAGCUGCUCAACCAGCUCGAGGAGGAGCGGAGGAAAGUUGAGGACCUACAAUUCCGUGUUGAGGAAGCGUGCAUCACCAAAGGGGACCUGGAGACGCAGACCAGGCUGGAGCAUGUCCACAUUAAGGAGCUUGAACAGAGCCUGCACUUUGAAAAGACCAAAGCUGAGAAGCUCCAAAGAGAGUUAGAAGACACUAGGGUUGCCACCGUGUCGGAAAAAUCUCGCAUAAUGGAGCUGGAGCGUGACCUCUCACUUCGCACCCGAGAGGUCGCCGACCUGCAGCUCCGUCUCGGCUCCCAGCAGGUCUCCGACGACCCCGACGCCGGCGGCGUCUCUCCCCUCCUGGAGGAGAUCACCUCCCUGAGGGACCGUUUGGCCUCGCUGGAAGCCGAGCAUCAGCAGGACCUGGCCGGGCUACGUGAGAAGUUGGAAUCUCAGGUGAAGGCGCACGGCGAGGCGACCGCCCAACUCCAGGCCGCCGGCGUAAAACUGUCUGGCGACAACGAGCAGCUGCGCAUGCGCCUGAGCCAGGCCGAGAAGGACGGCGCCGAGGUCGUGGAGAGGCUGAAGCUGGAACACGUCCAGGCCCUGGAGGAGGCCGCCGCCGCCCAUAAUAAGCAGAUUCAUGACCUGAAGGAGCGGCUAGCCUCCCUAGCAGAAGACAAGGAGAGCCUUGACAAUGCGGUGCGCGCCGGGCUGGACAAAGCUGAGAACCAACACCUGGUGGAGCUGGAGGAUGUCCUCGGGAAGCUCCACGCAGCCGAGCUCAAGGUGAAGGAACUGGAGGAGAUGGGAGCCGAGUUAGAGCGGCGGGCCCUGGGUGAGAGAGAAACCAAAGACAUGGUGGCGCAAAUGGUUCGCCGUUUGUGUCGCAGCCAAAGCGGCCAGAAGGAAGAAGUCGAAGAUGUUCAGAAUCAAGAAACCGAGUUAUUUGGUGAACUGAGAUCAUUGCUGGAAGGCAAAGUGGCCGAAAUCCUGUCACUACAGCAAAGUUUGGCCAGUGUGGAGCAAAAGAAAGACGCUGCGGAGCAGCAGCUUGGAGACCUGAAGCAGCAGUUGGCUGCAAGCACAGAGGAGCAGACCAACUCUGCAAAAACUAUGCAAGAAACCCUUGAGAGGCUCAGCAAAAAGGAGGAGCAGUGCACAACUCUGAGCACGCUAUCGGAGUCUCUCAAGAGUCAACUUAAUGGGCUGGAGAGGAAGCUGGCGGGUGCCGACGAAAAGGUACGGCAGCUGGGCGAGGACAAGAGCAAACUGGAGAAAGACAUUUCGGACAUGAUGACGGCGUCCGGUGACAGUUCGGUGCAGCUGAGCAAAAUGAACGAAGACCUGCGGCAGAAAGAAAGGAGGCUUGAGGAGUUGCAAUGUCAAUUGGCGGAGGAAAAGAACAAGGUGGCUCUCUCCAAUGAGCAACGGGAGCAGGAUCUGUCCCGCAAAGACCAAGAAUUGUGUGAGACGCGAGACAAGCUCGACGCUCAAAUAAAAGCUCUCCAGGAGAAGAUUUCCGCAUUGGAGAAAAGUGUGCAGCAGGGUGUCAGCGAGGCCGAGGAGCUGAAGGAGUCUCAAGAGAAGGCUCUCACCCAGGCCUCAGAACUCCACGGCAAGGAGGUCCAAGGGCUGCGGGACGAGCUGGACAAGCUGAAGCAGGAGCUCUCCUCCUCCAAGGACAGGAGCCGCGAGUUGGAAAAGCUGGUGUCUGAGGUGCAGACAUACAAGGACAAGCUUCAGCAUCUUUCCGCUGAGCUAGAGUCCUCCAAGCAUGAUGUUGAAUGCUUGUCCGCAAAGCUGGAAGCGCAGACUGUAGAGCUGGAGCGCAAGUGUCAGGAUAGAGAGGAUGCCCACGUUGAGAAAUGCAAAUUGGAGACGCAGCUCUCGGAAGCGCAGAGCAAGCUUUCUGCUCUCCAAGAUGAUUCGAUCCAGAAUAACGACCUCCGCGUUACCAUAGAGAGGCUCUCGAAGGAAAGGGAUGAAUUACUCGACGGCAACAAGCGUGCCGAGGAAGAAAGAACGUCACUGAAUGACCAGUUGGAGAAGCUCAAAAAUAGUUUCCAGGAGGCACAGACUGAAAAUACCGACCUGAAGAGCGCCAAUAUCAAACAGCUGUCCGAUAUCGAGGAUCUCAGGAAACGAAACGAGGAGAAGGAUGCCACGCUGCUCAAACGCCAGCAGGAUGCUCAUCAAGCUGAAAGUAGUAAGAAGCAGCUUCUGGAGGACUAUGAAAAUGUCUGCAAAGAGCGCAGCAGGCUAGAGGAGGACCUCAACCAGAGCAGGUCUAAACUCGGGUGCGAGAACGAGCGGCUCAUCUCGGAGCUCGAUGUGGCCAAAAACGCCAAAAAGUCUCUGGAUGCCAAGAACGCAGAGUUGCAAGCCAAGCUGCAGUCCCUCAACUUGGAGAAAGAAGAUCUGACCAUGAAGAACACGCAGCUGCAGGCUCGCGCAGAAACGCUAAGCAAGGAGAAGGCUACCAUGUCCUCCGAAAUCAGCGCCGUCGCGUCGGACAAGAAGAAUCUCGAGGCGGCGAAAGAGGAACUCCAGAAUCAGCUCAACCUUGCCAAGAAAGAGCUGGACGGCUCCGUCCGCGAAUGCGAAGACCUGAAAGCAUCCCGCCUCAGCUUGGUCCGGAUGCUGGAGGAGUCCAAGACCAGCAGCCAGGUGACGGAUUCCGAAAGGCUUCAGCUCCUGCAGGAGAAGGAGGACUUGCUCGCCGGCCAAAGGAAAGUUUUCCAGGAGAAGGAGGAGCUGCUCAAAGACAUCGAAGAGCUGAAGAAGAAGAUUGAAGUCUCUGCCCAGCAAUUGACUCUGUCCGGCAAAAAGCUGAAUGAGGUGUCUGCAACUUUGGAGCAAGAGAGGCAGACCUUUCACGCACAGAAUUCUGAAAACUCGGAGGCGCUGCAUACGCUGAGGAAAGACAAACUGACCCUCGAGUUGACACUCGAGCAACAAAAGACGGAUUACGAGUUUCUGGCGGCGGAGAAGGGCGAAAUGGAAGCAAAGCACUUGAAGGCCACGGCGGAGAUUAGCGCCCUAUUGCUCGAGCGGGACAAGCUAGUGUGCGACAUCCGAGAAACAAAGGACCAACUGGACAGCUUCUCCAGAGCUCAAGGCGAUAUUAGUCAGGAGAAGUCUCGUCUCGAAGCCAUGCUCAAGGAAGCCGCUUGCGAGACAAAGUCCGUCGUAGCCGAGUUGGCGUCGCUAAAAAAAGAAAAGGCCGAGCUGGAGAGCAAACUGGAGAAACGUAGCUCCGAAAUUGAACUCCUAGAAAAGGCCAAUGCCGAGCUUGCCCGAGGACGCAGCGAGCUCGAAAGCGGCGUGGAGAAAUCCACCGCCGAACUUAAAGGGCGAGUCGACGAACUCACGAAAAACGCGGCGUCGUCGGAGACUCAAAAAAAGCAGCUCCUCAAAGAGGUCCUGCAAAUAAAAAAGCAGGCGGCGGCGUUGUCCGAGGCCAAGCGUGAUCUGGAGAAGCGGCUCCAGGCGGAAUCCGACGAACGGAUUCGCACGGCUGCGCAAACGGAGGAGCUGCAGACCGCCUUGUCACGACUUCGGCGGGCCAACGACGACAUGUCCUCUCAACUUAAGAGCGCGGGGGAGCGUCAUGCGAUUUUAACGGCAGAAAGCGAUUUGGCAAAAGCAAAUCUGAAGGAACAAGAGCAGAUGACCCGAGAGCUAUUAUCCAAACUGGACGAGACUGAGAAACGCGCAUCCGCCCUGGAAACGGAGAAGCGGGAGCUGCUCGCCGGACGCGGUCGCUUGGAGCAGGACGUUUCCCAAUGGCUUGCGGAGAAAUCACGGCUGACCGCCGAGCUGGAGAAGUUCCAGGAGGACGUCAAGACCCUCCGUGCGGGGGAGGCCGCCCUGGAGAAGCGGCACCAGGAGGCCGUCGCCGAGAGAGACCGGCUCCGGUCCCAACUUAAACAUACCAUUGCUAAGCAGCUUGAGGCCUCUGAGGCGUCCGGCCAGACUGCCGAAGUGCUCAAGCAGUUGACUGAGGAGAGAGAUGCCUUGCUUCGAGAGAAGAGUGAAGCUCAAGUUCUGUUGGAGGGUCUUCGUUCUUCCAAACGAGAGAUGGAGGCACAGAUGGAUGAGCUAAAGCAAGACAAAUCAAAGUACCAGCAAGAGCUGACAGCAUCCAAAGAGCAACUUGGUGCCGACAGCCAGAAGCUGGACAGUCUCACCCAGGAAAUCAAGGAGCUCAAGGAAGAUGCGUCGGUCAAGUCGCGCACGCUGGAGUCGCUCCAAAACGAGAAGGACAAGCUGACUCAGGAUAUUGAGAACAAUCACCAGGACCACAGUGAACUUAUCAAGCUCAAGGACGAGCACUCAAAACUCCAAGCACAGUUAAAGGAGUUGAAACAAAGCCUACCAUGUUAUGCCUUCAGUGAGAGCACUUUGAAGGAGAAGAUGGACAAAGAGAACGCAGAGUUCCAGAAGGCUGUUGGUAAAAAUCGUGCCUUAGUGUCGGAGAAGGAGGAGCAGAUUGAAGCCCUCAAGACGGAGCUGGCCGCCGCGCGUGGCCAAAGUGCCUCGGGGGAGAACUUUCAGACUGCCAUAGCUGCCUUGGAGCAGGACAAAGCUCAGCUCAAGCAGCGAGUGGAGAAGCUGGAGCAGGAGCUGGCUGCCGUUCCCUCAGGUGACUCCGUCGGCGAACGACCGAGGGACAAGGACACGGAGGCCGAGCACCAUCAGGCAGCGAUUGACUUCCUGAAUUCGGUCAUCGUUGGCCUGCGCAAGGACAACUUGGACCUCAAGGACCAGAUGGAGAAAAUGGCCGCCGCCGCCCUCAACGGCAACAACACCAGCGAGCCGGACGACUUUGACGACUUGGACGGGGAGGACAAGGAAAGCGGCAAGAAGAAAAAGAAGAAGAAAAUGAAGCCCCCUCCCCGAGUGUUCUGCGACAUCUGCGACUGCUUCGACCUCCACGACACAGAGGACUGCCCGGCGCAGGCGCAGGCACCCGACUCGCCGCCCCACACCGCCUAUCACGGCAGCAAGGGCGCCGAGCGGCCCUACUGCAACGUCUGCGAGGUGUUCGGCCACUGGAGCCACGACUGCAACGACGACCGCACCUUCUGAACGCCGCGGGCCCGGCCUGGGCUUUUCCGUCCAAAAGCGUCUCGAGGGCUAAAAAUGCGUCCGGAACCGGCGUUUGCACAGCUUGUCACACUGAUCGCCAAAAAAAGGGUUGGGAUAUUUAGCCGACAUGUUUGGCUCAACUUAAAAUUUAACCCAAUCCGGCAGGGGGGCUCCAUUUGGCGAGACCGGAGGUGUCACAGACGGCUUGGAAAUGAGCAACGGGCCAAAUGAAGUUCGCCUGCAAAGGUUGGAAUGCGUUUUAGAUUUAUUCAGGAGUUUGGCGAUAUCCCAAACUUUUUGGUGAGUAGUGUGUAUAUAGAGAUACAGAAAUAUAAGUCCAAAAUGAUUCUAUAUGAAGGAAACGUUUUUCUAUGGCUGGAAAUACUUUUUUAUUGGAACUGUGGUGGGGUGCAUGCAGGGCAGAACACUUGAAACGCACUUCCUUCCUUGCUUCUUCUUUCUACUUGGGCUUUUCUGUACAAGUGAAUAAAAGUUGCGUGUUGAAAUGAA
Hippocampus zosterae (dwarf seahorse) is the source of this 7284-nucleotide messenger RNA. It is a transcript of the gene clip1a, whose product is annotated as CAP-GLY domain containing linker protein 1a. Lineage: Eukaryota; Metazoa; Chordata; Actinopteri; Syngnathiformes; Syngnathidae. The transcript has 28 exons. The record is from RefSeq and is a predicted model, not a curated record. Gene Ontology annotation, cellular component: nucleus; cytoplasm; microtubule plus-end. The coding region runs from base 469 to 6774 and encodes 2101 amino acids. Gene Ontology annotation, biological process: cytoplasmic microtubule organization; positive regulation of microtubule polymerization. Gene Ontology annotation, molecular function: microtubule plus-end binding.